Molecule: messenger RNA, 1143 nt
Organism: Lathyrus sativus (Indian pea)
Lineage: Eukaryota; Viridiplantae; Streptophyta; Magnoliopsida; Fabales; Fabaceae
Source: the annotation of a GenBank genome assembly
AUGUUCGUCCUUCCCGCUCCUCCAUUUGUUUUAGGAAGUUGGAGAAUCAAAGCUGCGAUCAUGUCUGAGACAAGACGUUUCCGUCACAAAUCCCCUCUCUCUGCUUCCGCCAAACCCUCCGACUCCGAUUCUACCGCCGCGUACAGCGCUUCACUGUCCCAACAACCUCACGUCUACGUUAGGAGAAACAAGAGAGCCAAAGGAAUCACCACUACCGCAAAGCUUCAAGACAAUCAUCAUCUACCCCCUACUCAUACUCUCAAAAAGUUAGGUUUGCCUGAAAUUGAAGAUUUUGCAUACAGAGGAGCAAAUGAAUUGACUCACCGCAGAAUGAGCUCAGAUGUGACUCCAACUGAAAGUGAAGUUGCUUCUUCUACAACACAUAACAGUGGACCACCUGCUUGCUGGGAAGACACGCUUGAAGGUAUUCGCAAAAUGAGAUGUUCUGCAGAUGCACCAGUAGACACUAUGGGAUGCGAGAAAGCUGGUUCUACACUACCACCUAAGGAAAGAAGAUUUGCUGUCCUGGUAUCUUCCCUUUUAUCAAGUCAAACCAAGGAUCAUAUUAAUCAUGGAGCAAUCCAACGGCUUCUUCAAAAUGAUCUGCUUACUCCUGAUGCAAUAAACAAUGCUGAUGAAGAAAUAAUCAAAAAGUUGAUUUACCCUGUUGGAUUUUAUACAAGAAAAGCCACUAAUUUGAAAAAAAUUGCAAAUAUUUGUCUCAUGAAGUAUGGUGGAGACAUACCUAGCACAAUUGAGCAACUACUCGUACUUCCGGGCAUAGGUCCUAAGAUGGCUCAUUUGGUUAUGAAUGUUGCAUGGAACAAUGUCCAAGGGAUCUGUGUAGAUACUCAUGUUCAUCGCAUUUGCAAUCGGCUAGGCUGGGUGUCAAGAUUGGGCACGAAACAGAAAACUUUGACACCUGAAGAGACUAGAGUGUCACUGCAACUGUGGCUUCCAAGGGAAGAAUGGGAUCCAAUAAAUCCUCUAUUGGUAGGAUUUGGACAAACAAUUUGUACACCUUUAAGACCUCGAUGUGGAGAAUGUGGUAUCAGUCACUUGUGUCCAUCAGCGUUCAAGGAGGCCUCAGGUUCAAGCCUUGUAUCAAAGUCCCCAAAGUCCCGAAAGAACAAGAAGCUUUAA